Molecule: messenger RNA, 6918 nt
Organism: Pyrenophora tritici-repentis Pt-1C-BFP
Lineage: Eukaryota; Fungi; Ascomycota; Dothideomycetes; Pleosporales; Pleosporaceae
Biological process (GO): actin filament organization; vesicle transport along actin filament
Cellular component (GO): vesicle; cytoplasm; myosin complex
Molecular function (GO): ATP binding; microfilament motor activity; actin filament binding
Source: RefSeq, a predicted model, not a curated record
AUGAGCGCGCCCGCGCCCGCGCCCAAUGGCCGCCCUUUCGCACGCAGCUCGCGCAACAGCCCCUUUGCGAGAAACACAUCUACCCCACCGCCGGGCACAGACACCGCUAGUCGCCCCAAAUCCGCCCUCUUCUCAUCGCCUUUCGCAGAAGCGGAGCCGGCCAUGGGUCACCUGCGCAACCGCUCUCUUACCAACCUCAGCGGCUCUGUAGUGAGCCGCAGCGACUCGGCCCGCCUGCGCUCCAAUUCGAACCGAAACAGCACACCUGCCGGCACCUUUGCGCCUCAAUUCAUCUCGGAAGACGACGAGCCCCCUCGCCUAGGCGGAAUCGUUGAAGGCGAGAAUGACUUCUCGGGCAAACGCUAUGUCUGGCUUAGAGAUCCAACAACGGCCUUUGUCCGGGGAUGGAUUGUACAGGAUCUGCCGGAAGGAAGAAUCUUGGUCCAAUGUGACAAUGGCACCCAGCAAGACGUCGAUGCCGACGCCAUUGAUAAGGUCAAUCCCGCCAAAUUCGACAAGGCCGACGAUAUGGCGGAACUCACACAUCUCAACGAGCCCUCGGUCAUCCACAACCUUCACAUGCGUUACCAGGCAGAUCUUAUAUAUACAUAUUCCGGCCUGUUCUUGGUCACAGUCAACCCAUACUGCCCAUUACCAAUCUACUCGAGAGAGUACAUCAACAUGUACCGCGGGCGGAGCAGAGAAGAGACCAAGCCACAUAUUUUCGCCAUGGCCGACCAUGCUUUUCGGAACCUCAUAGAGGAGGGCACUAACCAGAGCAUUCUCGUGACCGGCGAGUCUGGCGCUGGUAAGACUGAGAACACGAAAAAGGUCAUCCAAUACUUGGCCGCAGUCGCCAAUACCGACACCCCACGCGGCAAGUCUGGGGGACGCAAUCUCUCCAAUCUGUCCGAGCAAAUCCUACGAGCGAACCCGAUUCUCGAAGCCUUCGGAAACGCGCAAACGGUGCGGAAUAACAAUUCGUCUCGUUUCGGAAAGUUUAUCAGAAUCGAAUUUUCUCGCACUGGACAGAUUGCCGGCGCAUACAUUGACUGGUAUCUACUGGAAAAGUCGAGAGUAGUGCGGUUAAACUCCAAUGAGCGCAAUUAUCACGUCUUCUACCAACUGCUGCGCGAGAAGGUUCAGACACCCGAGCAAGUCAACCUCUCUAUUGACGCACUUGCCAAGGGUAUCUAUGAGCGUGGCUUCGGCGACCUUGUCGAUCGUAUCAACUAUCAGUUGGAUCAAACUGGUGCUGGUGCAGAUGAUUCACACUUCAUUGGUGUUCUCGAUAUCGCCGGUUUCGAAAUCUUCGACGAGAACAGUUUUGAGCAACUUUGCAUCAACUACACCAACGAGAAGCUGCAACAAUUCUUCAAUCACCACAUGUUCGUUUUGGAGCAAGAAGAAUACGCACGGGAGCAGAUAGAAUGGAAGUUCAUUGAUUUUGGCCGCGAUCUCCAGCCCACUAUCGACCUCAUCGAGCUACCAAACCCUAUCGGAAUCUUCUCCUGCUUAGACGAAGACAGUGUCAUGCCCAAAGCCACCGACAAGAGCUUUACGGAGAAGCUUCAUUCGCUAUGGGACCGCAAGAGUACGAAGUACAAGCGCUCACUUCUAACCCAGGGCUUUGUGCUCACGCAUUACGCUGCAGAGGUAGAGUACUCAACAGAGAACUGGCUGGAAAAGAACAAGGAUCCAUUGAACGACAACGUCACGCGUCUUUUGGCUGGUUCUGCCGACAAGCAGAUUGCUCAUCUCUUCGUGGACUGUGCAGAGACAGACGACGAAGUUGGCGGAACUCGCAGCCGCGUCAAGAAAGGGCUGUUCCGAACGGUCGCUCAACGCCACAAAGAGCAACUCUCAACGUUGAUGACUCAGCUUCACUCCACACAUCCUCAUUUCGUUCGUUGCAUUCUCCCAAAUCACAAGAAGCGGCCAAAGCAAUUCAGUGCUCCUCUCGUCCUCGACCAACUGCGUUGUAAUGGUGUACUGGAAGGUAUCCGUAUCGCACGCACAGGUUUUCCCAACCGCCUUCCUUUCGUGGAAUUCCGCCAAAGAUACGAGGUUCUUUGCAGGGACCUUCCCAAAGGCUAUCUCGAGGGUCAAGUGGCAGCUAGCAUGAUCUUGGAGAAGCUUAACCUUGACAGAUCCUUAUACCGUGUAGGUAUUACAAAGGUUUUCUUCAGAGCUGGUGUUCUCGCCGAACUAGAAGACCAGCGGGAUGCUCUCAUUCGCGAUAUUAUGAUUCGUUUCCAAUCCGCGGCUCGUGGAUUCGUGCAACGCCGUUUGGCCCACAAGCGCCUCUACCGAGCUGAAGCGACACGCAUCAUUCAGCGAAACUUCCAGGUCUACCUUGAUCUUCAAUCGAACCCAUGGUGGAGACUAUUUGCCCGUAUGAAGCCUAUGCUAGGAGCGACGCGCCAAGCAGCCGAAGUCAAGAAGCGCGACGAGAUGAUACAACAACUCGAGGAAAAGAUGCAACAAGAGGCUGCAGAAAGACAGCGCGUUGAAGAUGAGCGAAGACGCGCGGAGAUGGACAUUCAACGUAUCCAAAAGACUCUUGAAAGCGAACGUGCCCUUGCAUUAGACAAAGAAGAGAUCUUCAAGCGUCUUCAGCUGCGCGAGGCGGAGCUCUCAGAGAAGCUCGCCGGAGCCAUCGAGGACCAAGACCAGCUUGAGGAUCAGCUGGAUGCCCUGAUGGAGGCGAAGAAGAAGACCGAGGAAGAGGCUGAGCAUUUGCGCAGGGAGCUCGAACAAGCCGGGCAGAUCAUCAGCAAGCUCGAGGGCGAAACACAAGAGCUAGAAGAGCAGGCGCGGCGAUUGGACGAACAACUCAAGGAACUCGAAGUGAUCAAAUCUCAGCGCAGUCAGGCGGAAGAAAAACUAGGCCAGGAGAUAAAGAUGCUCACGAGUCAUCUAGCCCUAAAGGAACGAAAGCUCCAGGACCUCGAAGCGAAACUCCUCAAGACUGACCAAGAUCUUGACAUCAAGCUCGCAGCGUCCGUCAAGGAGGUGCAGGCCAGCAAGAAACAGAUCAAAGAACUCCUCGACGAGAACAGGCAGAUCCGUCAGCAGAUGGCUGAUCUCUCUUCAACGUCCACCAGCUACGAGGAUCUCAUCAGGCGUAAGGAAAGUGAGCUGGCAAUUCUCAAGACUGAUCUCAAAAACUACGAAAACGACCGUCGGCUGUUUGAUGAUGAAAAGCGAACGUUGGCCUCCAAGCACGACGAUCUACAGAGCCGCCUGCGGGAGGCUAGAGCUGAACUAGAUGCUGUACGCUCGCAAAAACAACAACUAGAACGAGAAGCUGCCGAUGCGAAGCGACUCCUUGAAGAGAAGAUAACUGAGGAUGCACAGUAUAGCGAGGGCAGGAAGCUACUCGAAGAGCAGAUAGAGAGCCUCAAAGUCGAGCUGUUUGCAGUACAAAAGGAUCUGAGUCGAGAAAGGCAGUCCCGCGACGACGUCGAAAUGCUUGGUGAGCACAAAUAUGACACACUAAAGCGCGACUACGAAGCUUUGAACGAAUCCAAGAUCACUAUCGAGAAGGAGAUGUAUGCUCAGCAGGACGUUUUACGACGAGCCACCGAAACUCGCACUGCCCAUGAAAAGGAGCGAAAGGAAUAUCAGACUGAGCUACGCAGCCUACGUGAGAAGUAUCUGAAGCUGGAGGAAGAGAAGCUCGAUGCCGACGCUGCAGCAGAACGCGCGCAGUCCAAACUUGCCAUGGAACGACAAACCAUCCAGCAACGCGAGCUUGAAGAAAAAGACCAGCAACUUGACCAACUUGAGGCAGAGCGCAACGAACUGGCUGAGCAAGUCAACAAUUUAACCCAGAUGCUCGCGGACUCUGAUUCGUUCAAGGAGCGUAACGACCAGCAGAAAGAGCGCCUCGAACGGGAGAUAGUUACCAUUAAGGGGCGACUGACUGCAUCGGAGAACGACAACCGCGCACUCCUCAACAAGCUUCAACAGAAGAACCUGGACAUCGCACGAACCAAUUCGCGAGCUGGUGAUACGCACCGUGUUAAGAUCACACAAUUGACACACGAGAAGGCCAAGGUCGAAGAGGAGAAUAAACGUCUGUUCGUUCAACUUGAGGAUGCGCAAAUCGCAAUUGCGUCUCUCGAGAAGCAGAAGGAGAAACUUUCACUGAGUCUCGAGGACCUGAAUCACGAGAUUGCGAGAGAGCAUAAGGCCAGCCGCAACGCAGAGAAUGCCUCCUCAACUUUGACUUUGCAACUCGCUGAGGUCAAUCGCAAGUUGGAGACUGAGCGACAACUACGCACACAAGCUCAGGCCAACGCACGCGCGGUUCAAACGACGCUCGACACUACAAACAGCGAGUUGGAAGACUGCCACCGACAGCUCGUGCUUCUUCGUAAGGUCUUCGAUCCAGAAUCGGCCGACGUUGCCAUCACCUACGAAGCUGCAAAGCCCGAAAUCGCAAAAACAGUCAACCUUGCGGAGCGUCUGGAGGCUGCCAAUCAAGCUUUGCGUGUAGCAGGCGAGCGAUAUACACGUGCUGAGGCUCAGCUCGAAGAGCUCCGAGAAAGACAUGAAGGCGAACUCAACGACAUGGACGCCCGUCAUGCUAGCUCCAAGCGUGCGCUGUUGGAAGAGAUGAACAGCAGUCAGGUCAAUCAACCCAAUGCUCAUCGAUCGCCGACACACGCCCGGAAGGACAGUGAAAACAGGCGGCCAUUCUCCAUCACAAACACUCCAACGAACCAACGCCAUAUCAACCAUGUGGCGAACGACUCAGCACGUUCCGACCGGACUGUCGACACUGUCGCUUUCAACAAUCAAAUGGACAUGGCUGCCGAACUCGAACUGGUACAGAACCAGCUGCAGAUGUCGGAAAUGCAGAACAAACACCUCCGAAGCCAGCUCGAAAGCUCCCCUGCCCGGAACGGAUGGCAGGAUGACAGUCCUUCUGUUCGACGCGUACAGAAACUUGAGCGUGAAAACUACCGUCUGCAUGAUAUGCUCGAUGACUCAGCGACGAAGGUUUCUGCUCUUGAACAAAGUCUUCGUUCCGGUCAGCUCUCUUACCAGGAAGUUCAGACAAAGUCCCAUGAACAACUGUUUGAUCUGUUGACGUCACAAGAGAAGUCGCGGAAAUCUAUUGUGCAUGCUCAUAAUGCAGCCAUCAACGAACUCGCAGACGCAAAGACAGCCUUCGAUGACAUCAAGCAAUCGAAAGUGUCUCUGGAGGCCGAACUUCGCGAGAUGCAGAUUGAACUUGAAGAGGUCAUCGCCGAACGCGAGCAGGAGCACGCCAAUCACAAUCAGCUACUCCAGGAGUUUGCUGAUCUCCAAAUUCGUCUGGAUAACGAAACGUCCACUCUGGUCGAUGUCCAAUCAAGCUUGAGCUUGUACAAGAGCAGAGCCGAUGAGUAUUUCAGUAAGCUGGAACAGGCAGAGAUCGCUGUUCUGAGAGCGUCACGGGCAGAGCAAUUUGCCAAGUCGCAAGCGCGAGAAGCUGAAGAAACAUGCGCGGCGAUCAUGGCCGAGCGAAAGGAGAUGGACAGUAUGGUGGAAGAUCUUCAGCGAACUGUUCAGCGGUACGACGAACGCGUGGAAGACCUCUCGACAGAUCUAGAGACAGCCCUGCAAGCUAAGAAACGACUCCAGAACGAGCUCGAGGACUACAGAAGUCAGCACGCUCACGAUGUUGAAGAUAGCGAGACUUCUCUAGAACAGACAAGGAAGAAGUACCAGUCUGAACUCGCAUCGCUCACUCAGGAGAUCGACCAAGAGCGAGAGAACGUCAUCCUCGUGCGCGAAGAGAAUGGUCGACUACGGGAAGAAAUUGAGGAGCUGAGGAAUAAGUGGGACGACGAACUCCUGAACUCUUCCACAUGGGCAAAGGAGAAGAGCCGUCUUGAGAUGACUCUGCAGACUAUCUCUGACUCACGCGACGAGGCUGCAAAUGCGCAUAAUGAGGCGCAAUCCAAGAUUGUCAGCCUGUUGUCGCAAGUCCGUACGCUGCGUACAAAUGUCGACGACCUUGCGGCAGAGCGCGAUUCCGCUAUCGAGGAGAAGAAACGCCUCGAAUCUCGUCUCCAAGAGGCCGCAGAUGCUCUUGAUGAUCUAUCUCGCUCGGAAUCUCCGGCUAUGCGUAACGCCGCUGCCUACGACCGUGACCUGUUGGAGCUGAAGUCGGGGCUGGCACAGCAAGAAGACAUUACUGCUGCUGCAGUGGGUAAGAUGCGGCGCGCAGAGGCCCUUGCACAAGAGCUGCAAAAGGAUAUUGUGGCCGAGAGAGAGGCGAACGUGAAGCUUCACAAAGACAAAGCUGCAGUUGAGAAGGCUCUCAAGGAUCUCCAGCUCCGCCUUGUGGAUCUUGAAACCAAGGGCUACAGCGGAUCAGCUGGCAAGGACGUCCGGUUCCUCAACGGACGUAUUCAAGAGCUCGAAAAGGCCCUUGAAAACAGCGAAUCUACCCGCCUUUCCGAGUCUCGCAGUGUCCGCAACGUGGAUCGUACGGUCAGGGACCUGCAAACACAGAUCGAGCGUCGCGACAAGCAGAACGCCGCUGUUGUAGAAGACCUCAACAAGUCUCGCGACAAGAUUUCUAACCUUCUCGCUACCAUCGAUGAUUUGCAGUCUUCUGACUCUACAAAUCAACUCGCCGCUAAGCGCGCCGAACGUGAACUUCGCGAAGAACGCGAGAAGACCCUACGCCUUGAGCGUGAAUUGGAGGCCUUGAAGAACUUGCGUACAGACCGUCGCAGCAUUCUCGGCGUCCCUGGCGUAGCGGGCAGCGAUGCUGGCGACAAUCGCUCCAGGAGAGGUAGCUCCAUUGGUCUGCUCAUGGGCGAGAUGGGGGAAGCAGCCGCCAACGACAAGGGCAAAUUUGGCAGUCUCCGCUCCGGCCUCCGACGUGUCAGUGGUCAGAAGGGUUUUUUGUAG